Fusarium tjaetaba is the source of this 1062-nucleotide messenger RNA. Its product is annotated as NADPH2:quinone reductase. The record is from RefSeq and is a predicted model, not a curated record. The transcript has 5 exons. NCBI's taxonomy places the organism in Eukaryota, Fungi, Ascomycota, Sordariomycetes, Hypocreales, Nectriaceae. Bases 1 to 1062 code for a protein of 353 amino acids. Gene Ontology annotation, molecular function: oxidoreductase activity.
AUGGCCACUAUGAAAGCUGUUGGAGUCUCGAAGUACGGUCCUGUUGAUAACCUCGAAUCGCGAGACGUCCCAAAGCCUGGUGAUCCUAUUGGCCGACAGGUUGUCGUCAAAGUCAAAGCCUGUUCCGUCAACCCAAUUGAUCACAAGGUCCGAUCAGGAACCUAUGACGAUGCGCCCGACUACUAUAACCACGUCCCAAAAGGCUUUCACAUCAUAGGCUUCGACGGCGCCGGAGUAAUUGAGAAGACUGGACCCGACUGCCAGCUCUUCAAAGUCGGCGAUGAAGUCUCUUGGGUAGGCCCAUCGACUGAUCAGGGAAGCUAUGCGGAGUAUCAGCUCGUAAGCGAGCUCGCCUGUGCCAAAAAGCCAAAGAGUCUCGACUUCGUCGAUACUGCGAGCUACGGAUUGACUUUCAUGACAGCAUAUCAGUCGUUGUAUCGAAGGAUGGAGGUCAAGCCUGAAGAGCAGACGGGUAUCUUGAUUAUAAAUGGAGGAGGUGGUGUAGGAAGUGCUGCGAUUCAGCUUGCGAGGAGAGUGCUUAAGCUUCCAGUCAUUGUGGCUACGGCAUCGCGACCUGAGACGAUCGACUCCUGCAAGCGAAUGGGCGCUACGCAUGUCAUCAACCAUCGAGAGGAUCUUGUCAAACAGAUCAAAGAUUUAAAGCUCAAUGUCCCCAUCAAAUACGUUUACAUCGUCGCCCGAACCGAGCAAUACAUCCAAUCCGUCGCCAAAAUCUGCGCCCCGUUCGGAAAAGUCUGCACCGUCGUCCAAGCAGACGUGAGUUUCUAUGGAACAGAAUUCAUGUCCAAGUCACUCACAUUCUCAUGGGAUUGGGUUGGUUCCGCUGCAUAUCAUGACACAGGCGUUGAAGAUUAUCAUGAGAUGCUGGGAACUAUCUCCCGUCUGAUGGAAGAUGGGACACUGUUCUCUACAGCUGGUACACGUCUUAGGUUGACGCUUGAGGGGCUCAAGGAAGCGCAUAGGAGGGUGGAGAGCAGUACUACUGUCGGCAAGAUUGCGCUUGGUGUUGAUGAGCCUGGGGAGGGUGAGCCGUUUGCUUAG